Messenger RNA from Chroicocephalus ridibundus (black-headed gull), 3779 nucleotides. It is a transcript of the gene SLC9A7, whose product is annotated as solute carrier family 9 member A7. Gene Ontology annotation, biological process: sodium ion import across plasma membrane; proton transmembrane transport; potassium ion transmembrane transport. Gene Ontology annotation, molecular function: sodium:proton antiporter activity; potassium:proton antiporter activity. The coding region runs from base 108 to 2210 and encodes 700 amino acids. Gene Ontology annotation, cellular component: plasma membrane; recycling endosome. The transcript has 17 exons. The record is from RefSeq and is a predicted model, not a curated record. NCBI's taxonomy places the organism in Eukaryota, Metazoa, Chordata, Aves, Charadriiformes, Laridae.
CCGCUCCUCCUUCCCUCCCCGCCGGCCGGGCGGUGGGCAGUGUCCGCGGGCGGCCGCUGCAGCGGGUGUUCGGACGGGGAGCUGCGGUAGCCCGCCCGGCCGCAGCCAUGGCUCGGCCCCUGCUGCCGCUUCUCCUGCUGGCAGCCGGCGGGCUGUGGGCGGCGGAGCGCAGCGGCAGCAGCAGCAGCGCCAUGGAGGAGCUCGCCACCGAGAAGGAGGCGGAGGAGAGCCACCGGCAGGACAGCGUGAGCCUCCUCACCUUCAUCCUGCUCCUCACCCUCACCAUCCUCACCAUCUGGCUCUUCAAGCACCGCCGCGUCCGCUUCCUCCAUGAGACCGGCCUGGCCAUGAUCUACGGACUCAUAGUUGGGGUGAUCCUGAGAUACGGGACUCCUUCUACCAGCGGCCAUGACAAGCCGUUCAGCUGCUCGCAGGAGGACAGGCCAUUUACAACCCUGCUGGUCAACGUCAGCGGGAAGUUCUUUGAGUAUACGCUCAAAGGGGAAAUAAGCCCUGGGAAGAUCCACAACGUGGAGCAAAAUGACAUGUUGCGAAAGGUAACAUUUGACCCAGAAGUUUUUUUCAACAUUCUACUGCCUCCUAUUAUUUUUCAUGCUGGUUAUAGCCUGAAGAAAAGGCACUUUUUCAGGAAUUUGGGGUCCAUUUUGGCUUACGCAUUUUUAGGAACAGCAGUCUCUUGUUUUAUCAUUGGGAAUCUCAUGUACGGGGUUGUGAAACUAAUGAAGUUGGUGGGUCAGCUCUCUGAUAAAUUCUAUUAUACAGACUGCCUCCUCUUUGGAGCGAUAAUAUCUGCCACUGAUCCAGUUACCGUGCUAGCAAUAUUUAAUGAGCUGCAUGCUGAUGUCGAUCUCUAUGCCCUUCUGUUUGGGGAAAGCGUGUUGAAUGACGCUGUUGCCAUUGUAUUAUCUUCGUCUAUAGUUGCCUACCAGCCAACAGGUGAAAAUACCCAUGCUUUUGAUGCAGCAGCGUUUUUCAAGUCUGUUGGUGUUUUCCUGGGAAUAUUCAGUGGUUCUUUCAUGAUGGGAGCAGUGACGGGGGUUGUGACAGCCCUGGUGACGAAGUUUACGAAGUUGCACUGCUUCCCCCUGCUGGAAACGGCUCUCUUCUUCUUGAUGUCCUGGAGCACUUUCUUGCUUGCAGAAGCUUGUGGAUUUACUGGCGUGGUGGCUGUCCUCUUCUGUGGAAUUACCCAGGCGCAUUAUACGUACAAUAAUUUGUCAGUCGAAUCAAGAAGUCGCACUAAGCAGCUCUUUGAGGUAUUGCACUUCCUGGCAGAGAACUUCAUAUUUUCUUAUAUGGGUUUGGCACUGUUUACUUUCCAGAAACACAUAUUCAGCCCAGUUUUCAUCAUUGGAGCUUUUAUUGCAAUCUUUUUGGGCAGAGCUGCACACAUCUACCCCCUCUCCUUCUUGUUGAAUCUGGGCAGGAGGCAUAAGAUCAGCUGGAACUUUCAGCACAUGAUGAUGUUUUCAGGUCUCAGGGGAGCCAUGGCGUUUGCACUGGCUAUACGAGAUACCGCUACUUACUCCCAUCAAAUGAUGUUCUCAACAACUCUCCUCAUUGUCUUUUUCACUGUGUGGAUUGUCGGUGGAGGUACAACUCCCAUGCUCUCAUGGCUGAACAUCAGAGUUGGUGACCGUGUUCCAUCGGUGGAAGAGAUGAGUGAAAGCCGCUGGCUGUAUUUCAGGGUUGGGGUUGACCCAGAUCAGGAUCCUCCACCUACUAAUGACAGCUUUCAAGUCUUACAAGGAGAUGGCCCAGAUUCUGAAAGAAGGAACAGGACAAAGCAGGAAAGUGCUUGGCUCUUCAGGCUAUGGUAUAGCUUUGACCACAAUUAUUUAAAACCCAUUCUCACUCACAGUGGCCCUCCGUUAACCACAACUCUACCCAGCUGGUGUGGCCUGAUAGCCCGCUGUCUGACAAGUCCCCAGGUUUACGAUAAUCAAGAACAGCUUAGAGAAGAGGAUUCUGAUUUUAUUCUGAAUGAUGGUGACCUUACUGUGACAUACGGUGAUACAACAAUAACUGCAAACGGUUCUUCUGGCCCCCAUACAGCUACCACUAGCCUUGACGGCAGGAGAACAAAAAGUAGUUCAGAGGAAGCACUGGAACGCGAUUUGGGAGCAGCAGAUCAUGAAGUUACAAGCAGGGGUACCCGGCUUGUAUUUCCUCUGGAAGACAAUGCAUGAUUAAUGACUCAGUAAAAAAUAACUCUUGCUCUGUGGAGGGAUCAAGGAAGACUGCAGGCCACUGUGUCACUUGAGGUGGGGAUGUUUAUUUAAAGAAGUUAACAUGUGUAAGUGGUUUUACUAGGGUCUGAAGAUGCCACCUAUUUUAUACUCAAGAUGCUGACAGUGGGGUUUUCUAAAUGUCUGAAGGCAGACGAAUGAGAAAACUGGUCAUUCCCUUCUUUUCAACCGCAUAUUGAAUCCAAGUAUAACUAGCAUGCUGCAAUUGUCUGGUUCAGCUGCAGCAGCUCUCUCUGAAGAGAGGUACAUGAAAACAUUGGCAUAGAACUGAGCUUGUCUUGGCUUAGCUUGGGAAUGUGGAAGAAGAAACAAACAUGAUAAUUAUUAGGAGAUAAAAAAGGACGUGUGUGUUUCUGAAUGUGGAGAGAUCCAUUGUUAACUUCUCUCACGAGGCUGAGGAAACUGUCAAGUAAGACGGGGCAGCGUACAUCAGGACUACAGGUGCACGAAUGCAGGACUCUGUGGGGAACCUGUUACUGCAAGCUGUAUUUCGUGUAUUUCAGGGAAAAAAGGGAAAAGAAGAUUUCUUCACUGGCCAUGUGUUUAAAUAGGAAGGCAAUGAGAGCCACUUCUCCCUUUAGCUUUGGGCAACUUGACUAUUACUAUUAGCCUAACUCACAGUGCCUCAAAAGAAAAGCAUCCAGCUUCCUGUGGUCUAUGAUGUACCUGACCCGCCACAAGCCCGGAGCCAGGCGCUCUUGGGUAGAAAUCAUGAGGUAAAACUUUCUCUCCCUUAAGGUUCUUAAAAUGGGAUGAAGAUAGUUGGAAAAGUAUCUUGGGCUGGGGAAAACAGCAGAUAAGAGGACGAGGGGGAAAAGAGGAGAGGAGAGAGAGAGAGAGGCAGUGUUGAACUUGCAUGGAACCAUGAGGUUUCAUAUUGCUCAGAAGAAUCCAUGGACUCUGCUUACAGUUCUUAUGUGUGACAAACAGCAAACAUCUAAUUAAACAGACAAACAAAUACUACUGGCUUUGCCAUUUGUGACUAUCCUAAAAAAAAAAAAAGGUGUUUACUGUUGUUCUCUUUUGCGGAGUAGAUGUGAAACCUCAGUGGGGCAUUGCACAACAACAUAUAAUCUACAGAAGUGAUGAACUGUAGUAUCAUCUUAAAUGUGAAAAGGGAAAAAUCUUUGCCUAGUAUUUAGCCCACUUACACGUAGGCUAGCUUUAACUUAUCGCUAAAUGCUUUUUAAUUUCCGUAUGAGGAGGUAUCAUUGUCUCUGCCAAUAGCUGAAGAACUUACACUUCCAAGAGCAGUUCAGCUAUUCAAAGCAUGCUGAAACGUGACUUCAUUCUCAUGUCUCAAAAGGUUUAUUUUUUUAAAGAGUUCUGUGGCCCCCUAAUGUGUUGUAAUACCAGUUUGUCUAAAAAGUGUGGUUUUUCUUGCUUCCAUUUCAGUUGUUCCUCUCAUAAAAUUGUGUGUGAGUAAAUACCCACUCUGUUUUUCCUUAACUAUUAAACUUAAUGGGCUAACUUCAGUACGAGAACUUACUGCUGCAGAGAAACAUUGCA